Messenger RNA from Colletotrichum truncatum, 3402 nucleotides. The record is from RefSeq and is a predicted model, not a curated record. NCBI's taxonomy places the organism in Eukaryota, Fungi, Ascomycota, Sordariomycetes, Glomerellales, Glomerellaceae.
AUGGCCAAAUUCUUACUAUUUCUUUUUUCUUUUGUCUCUCUUUUACAACUGUCUCUUCAGCAAGGCCCAGAAUGUAGCGCGACGCAACUUUGUCCCAUCGGAUGCUGUUCCAAGUCCGGAUAUUGUGGCACUGGACCUGACUUCUGCGGUACCGGGUGUCUAAGUACUUGCGACUUCAAGGCCGACUGCAACCCAGGAUGGGACAGUUCAAAAUGGAGCAAGGCUGAGACAUGCCCUCUCAAUGUCUGCUGCAGCAAGUUUGGAUUCUGUGGCACGACGAAGGACUUCUGCGGUGACAAAACUGUCAAGCGGCCAUCAUGCAACGUCGGCGAUACUCCCAUCACUCGUGUGAUUGGCUACUACGAGGCUUGGUCUACAACGAACCGCCCCUGCUACGGCAUGCUGCCUGAGGAGGUUCCAUUUGGAUACUACACCGACAUCAUCUUUUCCUUCGCCACAAUCGACCCAAAAACCUUUGAGAUACAGGCCGGCGAUUCUAAGACAGCGCAGUUCAUGCAGCGGAUUAACGCCAUCAAGCUCAUCCAGCCAGACAUCAAGAUCUGGAUUGCGGUGGGCGGAUGGGCCUUUAACGAUCCCGGUCCGACGCAGACCACCUUUAGUGACAUGGCUGCUUCAACUUCUGCCACUAAAAGUUUCAUCGACUCUCUGAUCAAGAUGAUGAACAAGUACGACUUUGACGGUAUCGACGUUGAUUGGGAAUAUCCAGUUGCUGAAGACCGUUUCGGUAAAGGCGCAGACUUCAAGAACUUCGUGACCUUCAUGAAGACGCUCGCUGAAAGGAUGCGUGGGGGUGACCAAAAGAAGGCCGUGUCACUCACGCUCCCAUCCAGCUUUUGGUACCUGCAACACUUUGAUAUCAAGAACCUCGAAAAGCACGUCGACUGGUUCAACAUCAUGAGCUACGACAUUCACGGGUCCUGGGACAUUGACAACAAGUGGACCGGCCCCUACGCCAACUCCCACACCAACAUGACGGAGAUCCAAGACGCGCUUGACCUGCUUUGGCGCAACGACAUCAAGCCCGAGAAGGUCACCUUUGGAAUGUCCUUUUACAGCCGAAGCUUCACGCUCCAAAAUGCAGGCUGCAACACUCCCGGUUGCGUUGUAAGCUCCGGUGGAAACGCGGGCGAGUGCUCGGGCACGACCGGUGUGCUGCUACACCCCGAGAUUGCGGACAUUGUUAGCAAGCAAAAACUCACGCCCACGCUUCAUCGCGAUGCCGCCGUCAAAUCCGUGACAUGGGGCGACCAGUGGACGACUUUCGACGACUUGGCCACGUGGAGGCUUAAAGCAAACGUAAUACGCGGCCAGUGUAUCCCGGGAGUCAUGGUCUGGGCCAUGAGCCAGGACGACAAGGACGGAACCAACAUCAAGGCCCUCACGUCCGCAGUCGGCCGCAAACAAAUGGACCCGCCAAAGUUCGUUCCCGCCCUGCCCUCAACACAAGAGCCGCCCAAGGUCGCCGAGCUGUGCCGGUGGUCGGGCUGUUACCAGGACUGUCCGGCCGGCUUCAAGACGGUGCAGCGCGAAGGCCACAAGGAGAUCAUGCUCAACAGCGAGAACUGUCUCGCCGGCGGCAUGGACAAGUUGUGCUGCCCUUCCGACCAGCCGAUGCCCACCUGUCAAUGGCGCGGCCACAGGAACAGCGGUGUUUGCAAGCCCGGGUGCAAUGAGGGCGAGGUCAAGGUCGGCUCGUUGCGCGUUGGCUGCAACUUCUCGCACCAGGCCGCGUGCUGCACCAGCGAAGCUUCCACCUCCGCCUACGGGUCGUGCAAGUGGGUUGGAGAGGCGCCGACGUGCAACCAGGAUUGUCCCAGCGACUACCCGAACAAGAUCUUCUCGUCAAAGCUGGCAGCUGGAGGCGAGCAGCCGUGUAUAUCCGGGACGAAGCACUAUUGCUGUCAGGAACCCAAGCCGGCGGCGUUUUCCAAGUGCGAUUGGCACAAGAAGGGGAGCCCGCCCAGGUUCGAACAGGAGUUCAUCUGCGAGGACAGCUGCCCCAGCGGCCAAAUCAAGCUGGCCACCGAGGUUGGCGGCAUGUAUGCCGACAACGGCUGCUUUGGCGGUGCCAGGGCGUACUGCUGCGAGCCUCCCAAGCCCAUCGUUCCCCGCGGUGACGACGAUCCCUUUGGAGGAAAGCAGAACAAGGAGUUCCAGCUGCUCCUCGAGAAGUACAUGGAGAACCCGACGUGCCCGGCCACGAUUCUGCGCCCGAAACUGGGCGACAUGUUCACCAACGUGAAACGUUCUCUCGAGUUCGAGGCCUCUCAGGCCCGGACCUUGCAAGGCAGAGCCACGAACUGCGAGAUGGAUCGUUAUGUGAGGAUGAUCGAGUUUGCCGUCAUUCUGCUCACCAAGUCAGAAGAUUUGAUUGGGUCUUUGCAACCUGUUUACGAUGAAAUCUUUGCCGGAGCCUUCGAUGAGGAUAUCACAGCGGAGAAGCUCCGGGAGCACUACAAACGCAACCCUGACCUCGACCCCAACGCUUUCAUGCAAUAUGUUUUCCUCAACCCCAAGGCUGCCGGCCCGGGACUUAGACGGGGCGCGCGGGCGUCUGAGCUGUUUUGCUGGCUACCAACUACGAGCAAACGCGAUGAGAACGCAUUGUCGGAGAUCCCCCGCCAUCCUUCCGCCGUUGCUAAACGAUGGGUUUGGUGGUUGCCCAACGAUGAGAACGGCACCCCCGACAUUUCCCUCAUCCUGGGCGGCAUUUUGGAUGGCGACCUGAGCCUGCACUAUGCGCGCUGGCAGAACCUCCCGAACCAGAAUGGCCCAAUGCUCGAGCUGGCUUACUGGAUCGGACGGACUCCCGGCGUGGCCGGAGGUAACGACAUGUACCGAGAUCCCUACAUGGCGAAUGGCGGCCCUGAAGACCGCUGGGUCGUGUUCCACAUGCACAUUGACGAGGGAACGCAGUGGCUGAGGACCAUCAACGGGCGCACCCACGUCGGGGUCCGAUCGGUCCAGGUCUUCCACGGUUACGAGUCCAACGUCCGGGGCGAUACGGCAUGGCGAGUGGAGAAUACGGACGGAGAACGGAACAGUCGAGAUGGUUUCACCUGUGAAGAGGACGAUGCCGUGUGGUACCCCGGAGCCGCCGUUCAACUCCCCACCGGCACCGGGACAGAAACGGACAAUGUCUUCUUGGACCGAUUCCAACGUUGGGGCCAGCGGCUGUUUAAUGACGGCUACAUGGGCUCCCGCGCGCUGGAGCUCCUAUUGAGUGGCUUCGCAACAAUGCCCAAUGGAGAUAUCGAUCCCGCCAUCCCGGGGAGAGUCCAGUGGAGAGGAGUACCGCAUCCAGCAUGGGGCCAGGAAAUGUACGCCGUCAACUUCCUGAUCCAAGCGGCUGGUUUCUUCUUUGGUAUACGGGAACCCUGA